Messenger RNA from Aspergillus fumigatus Af293, 1809 nucleotides. NCBI's taxonomy places the organism in Eukaryota, Fungi, Ascomycota, Eurotiomycetes, Eurotiales, Aspergillaceae. The record is from RefSeq and is a predicted model, not a curated record.
AUGGCUAUGGAGCAGGAUGGUGACACUCUGAUGGGAGAGGCAGGCCCCCAUCUCCCCAGCGGUAGUGCUUCACAUGGCCAUCCUACCAGCAACCCCAGCAUGCCAGCAAUUCCAGGGAAUCUCAACGGGGGAACUGACCCUUGGCUUGCCCCACCGCUUCUGGGGCAGUCUAUGAAUCUGCCUCUGCCUGCUCAAUUGGGCGACCAGCAUGCGGCUGCACCUGUUGCUCAAGCACAACCCACAGUGCCAUCAAGUGCUCCGGAACAGUCAGCUGGACUUAGUGCUGCUGUCACUGAACCCGCCAAAAGAGCAGACAGCAUCGUUGAGGAAACGUCAGACUGGUCCGAGGAGGAUUUAGGGGCGCGUGUAGGGCUUCCUCUUGCGUCUCUACCGUCAGGGCUCUGCUAUGAUGUCCAGAUGCGCUACCAUUGUGAGGUGCGACCAACUGCAGAUGUCCAUCCUGAGGAUCCACGGAGAAUCUAUUACAUCUACAAGGAGCUAUGCCGAGCAGGGCUCGUUGAUGACCCCGAAUCUUCAAGACCGCUUGUCGCACGACCUCUCAAACGUAUUCAUGCUCGCAAUGCCACUGAGGCUGAAAUCUCUCUCAUUCACACCCCGGAUCAUUUUGCCUUUGUUGAAAGUACAAAAGACAUGUCCGAUGAUGAACUCAUUGCUUUGGAGCAUACGCGUGAUUCGAUCUAUUUCAACAAGCUGACAUUUGCUUCUUCCCUCUUAUCAGUUGGAGGAGCGAUUGAGACAUGUCUAGCUGUAGCCACUCGCAAGGUUAAGAAUGCCAUAGCUGUUAUUCGGCCGCCGGGGCACCAUGCAGAACACGACAAGACUAUGGGGUUUUGUCUGUUCAACAAUGUUUCCAUUGCGGCGCGUGUCUGCAACGGUAUUCAGAAAGCGUUUUACGAUGACCCCAAUGUUCUCUACAUCUCCCUUCAUGUUUAUCAAGACGGAAAGUUUUAUCCCGGAGGGGACGAGGGCGACUGGGACCACUGCGGGGCCGACGCUGGUAUUGGAAAGAAUGUCAACAUCCCCUGGCCUAGCCAAGGUAUGGGCGAUGGCGACUACAUGUAUGCUUUCCAGCAGGUUGUGAUGCCCAUUGCGCAGGAGUUCAAUCCUGACCUGGUCAUCGUUGCGUCCGGCUUUGAUGCCGCUGCUGGUGAUGAGCUUGGAGGCUGCUUUGUGACGCCCUCUUGCUACGCUCAUAUGACACAUAUGCUUAUGACUCUCGCUCAUGGCAAAGUUGCUGUGUGUCUUGAGGGUGGUUACAAUUUUAGAUCAAUUUCUAAGUCUGCCCUAGCGGUGACAAAAACACUCAUGGGAGAUCCACCUGACCGCCUACACUCGACACUUCCUUCAGAUCUGGCAACUUCUACUGUGAGGCGUGUCAUGAUGAUCCAGUCUCGCUAUUGGCGCUGUAUGUACCCGAAAGUGCCGCAGGAGCAGGGUCUUUGGACUGAUAGGUUGCACGGCUCAACAGCGUAUGCUAACAAGGGCAAGGCUGAUUGCAUGAAGAACUAUAUCGGAUGGGCCGUCGGGAAAGGCUACGCUGUCAUUGAUGUCAAUAUUCCCAAACACGUGACAAUAGAGCCUACGAGGAUGAGAAUCGGCCUUCGGCUACCGAGGAAUUGGCCGGAUACCUGUGGGACAACUACAUUGAGUAAGUUUUUGAGACGCCUUCUCCUAGGCAAUACAGUUAACUGUCCUAGACCCAAUGAGGCAACUGAGAUAUUUUUUAUUGGCAUCGGCAAUGCCUUUUAUGGCGUCGCGAAUCUGUUAAUCAACAGAGCCUCGAACUGA